Varroa destructor (honeybee mite) is the source of this 1764-nucleotide messenger RNA. RefSeq lists its product as uncharacterized. The record is from RefSeq and is a predicted model, not a curated record. NCBI's taxonomy places the organism in Eukaryota, Metazoa, Arthropoda, Arachnida, Mesostigmata, Varroidae.
AUGGAUGGCAACUACCAGCUACCCAGAUACUAUUCACGCAGAGAUAAUCCAGACCCACUUCGAGGCGGUGACGAGCUCAUGGCUUACUUAGUUAAUGCCGCCAAUAAUGCCCUUCACGACAUCUAUCUAGGUCAUGGUGGCGACUUCCGCUGCCCAGGCAGUUUCAGUAUAGCUGGACCGAAUCCUCGUGCUUUAGGUUUUCCCGGCAGUGACAGGCCUGGAUGCUAUGCUAUACUCGGAUUUAAUCCCAAUGGCGGAUACAAUUCGUAUUGCGCAACUAAUGGUGGUUCCUGCAGUAUGAUAAGCAACUACAACAGCUUCGGCAGCCCAUCGUCGUAUGUAACCGGAACAUACAGCCCUUCUACUGGCUACGGUGGUCCGAGCUACGUUGGUGCUAGCAAUGCUCGUGGAAGUCCAUAUCAGUACGGCGUGUAUUGCGGCAUUCCAUUUUCUCUAGCUGGUUAUAUACCUGCGCCGUUUAGUUCCACCGGAUUCGUCCCAAACCCUUACGGAUCCAAUGUGGGAAGUAACGGAAAUUACAGUGCAAUACCGUAUGGUCAAUAUUUUUCUCCGUACAGCGGCGUAGCGUAUCGACCGCAGCCACGAAUAUUCAGCAUGCCUACAUGCGGUUCAAUGGGACAUAAAAACCCAGCUCACUAUCAGUCGACCAUGGAGCCAUAUACUUACAGCUUUGACCCAAAUAACGUUCAAAUUUCGUGGCAGAGCAAUCCUGGCCAACUCGCCACUUGUAUGCACAAUGCAGGUUUGCGAAGCACAUGUAUGCCGGGUAGUCAUUUGGGCGCACAAAGCCAACCUUGUCAGAGUAGCACUUCUCUGGCGGUGCAGCCUUGUAGCUGUGAAAACGUCGCUCAUAAUGUCUGUAACAGUACUCCUGCUGCUGUAAGCCAGGCCAGCUGCCCAAUGAGUCUCGGCCCACAAGGAGCUAAUCCAAGGAUACAAAGUGCACGCACAUCCUGUGCUCAGCAUGGCCCCUGCAGGACGCACAGUAGUACAUGCGGACGAUGUUCGAGCUCUGUGACCGAAUCGUCCGCAAGUUCUGCUCCAGCGGACACCAAUCCAGGGUCAGCCAAACGAACAGCUCCUGUCAAGUCAGAAGAGAGCGAAACCAGUAGCUGCAACGAAACCGCUAAUCCUGGUAACCUAGAGGAUUGCCUCCGUCCUUCCACCCCCUCGCCGGCUGCUAAUAUACCCCUUGUUGAUACCAUCACGAUCACUGCCGACGGUACAAUACAUCGACUUUCAAAUCCUGUAGAUCAGUUUGCCGACACAUAUAGAAUUAUCAGCGUUGGAGAUUUUAUUCCUGUGACUCGACUAAGUGGAAGUGAACCCAUUUUAGGUGGAGCAGGAACUUUCACCGUUCCUGUUCUCUGCAAUACGGGGAGAGCCCCAGGAAUCUACAGUCCAAUAACGGGUGAUGUUCAGCAUCAACAAGGACCGUUGCACGUAACCCCCGGUGAGCAACCGCACCCCCCAGUAACGCCCAACGGAAUGGCAAUCAACCCGGCGGUCAUUGUCCCAGCAUCAACAAUUUCAGGGGGAAGAACUGCUCAUUCGGGAUCCACCGCUGGAGCUACUUUCACCCCAGUAAAUUUUAUCCCUGCAGGGCUCUUCAACACCGUUGCACGCCCUGGUAAUCCGCCUAUCGUAAAUCCGUAUAGUCCUGGUUUCUAUAACCCGAACGUUGACAACAUCGGUGUCGUUCCUCCGUCGUCAAAGCAGAACCCGGCGGCAGGCGCAGGCUAG